Lutzomyia longipalpis is the source of this 3460-nucleotide messenger RNA. RefSeq names its product pantothenate kinase 3 (gene fbl). Lineage: Eukaryota; Metazoa; Arthropoda; Insecta; Diptera; Psychodidae. Gene Ontology annotation, biological process: coenzyme A biosynthetic process. The record is from RefSeq and is a predicted model, not a curated record. Gene Ontology annotation, cellular component: cytosol; nucleus. The transcript is spliced from 3 exons. Gene Ontology annotation, molecular function: pantothenate kinase activity; ATP binding. The coding region runs from base 1737 to 3071 and encodes 444 amino acids.
CGAUGAUCCACACAGCACUGGAGCUGACGAUCGUCAGUUUGACCAGAACUUUCUAUGUGGUGGCAUCGCCGGAGAAACUCACGAUCGUGCGAGGAAUUUUGCUUGAAUUUAAUAAAACAUUCCACCACAGGCAUUGUAGAGAGUUACCAAGAGUUUAUUUUAUAAACUUUUUUACCACAAAGUGCAAUCAACAUUGUAUUUUCUAAAACGAUCCUCACGCUAUAUCACCGAAACGUUAAUUCGUACGAUUCUCAGGUCCUUGUGUGAUCCUUGAAUGAUUGGAAAUUUUUCCACAAAAAAAAAAACAUCCAAGAAAUAAAACAGUGUGCAGAUGAUUUUUGCCAAUUUAGUGUUUAAAAUACUCUGGUGGACUGAUUUUGCGCGUCUCAAUUCACGCACAACUCGGCGAUCGAAUUAAAAGUGUGGUACAUUAUUUUUUCUAUCUGCGGAGGUGCGAAGAAAAAGAUUGCCAGCGCGCCACGAUAAGAUAUUAUACAAAUGACUGUCGCUGAGGCAACGUAGACAAUUCAUUGAAAUCACUUUAUGGCCAAAAUUUACACCUCCUUAGCCCUGGGAUGAUCACUGUUGAUGAAGAAAUCACUUUAAGCAGAUGUGUCCAGAUCGCGUGUUCCAUAUGAGGAGACAGUGUUAUCCAAAAAGAUCAUUUAAACUGUUAUGAGGAUCAUUUGAAGAUCAACUAGAGACAUUGCCUAUAUUUCUUUUGGCUCUAAAUAGUGUCGUGAAAAGCAUAGAAAGACAUAAAACAGUGUUGUUAAAGAGAAACAAAAAAUUCAAGACUUUUUGCUUAUAAAAAUUUUCAUUCAUUCCAUGAAAGACAAUAAAAAUUGCAAAUAUCUGUUGUGUUAAGAAUAAAUUAAAAUCUUGUAAAAACAAAUGACUUUUUGAAGUAAAAGGAAAAGUGUGUGAAGAUCGUUCAAAUGAUGACUUUUGUAUGAUCUUGAAUCUCAUGAAGUUUAAAAAUAUUUAAAAACUCUAAGAAUUAAGAAAUAAGUUUAAGUGAAAACAUUUGAAAAGAUUGCUGGAAAGAUCAAUACAAGACUACCAAAAAAUAAUCAAUUGAGCGCACCGUCAUUCAAAGAAGGAAGACAAUAAAAUCAAUUGCUUAAAAAUUCUUCAGCAGAAAUUGCGUAAAAUCUGCUUAACACUGCACUAACCUUAAACAGGGAGAGAGAGUUUUUUUUUCAAUUGUAUUACAACGAUCACGAUCAAAUCGUAUGAUUGACACGACACAUUGAACUCACUCGUAGUUGUGUCAAAGGAAGAGAAGUCAACAAUUUCCGUCUAGAAAAAUUACAUUAUUGAUAAAUUUAAAAAAAAAACCAGAAGACUUUUCCGGGGAAGCAUUUUCUCACAGUGAAACUGUCCUCUAUACAAGUCAGAGAGAUGAGAAAUCAGAGUGAUUAAAGUGUACGAAAGUCAAACUCCAACGAGAGACCCGAUAACCUUCUGAUUGGUGGCGCACGUUUUCUCCCAGAUACGCCAGCAUACUGCGGGUUCAAUCAAUCACGUCUCUCUGGUGGGAUAGAAGCCCUGCUUAAGUCUUCAUACAUUCUCAAAGAGUGAUCGAUGAAGCGUGAAAAGGCAAAUUCUUUGUGUACUUUAUGAAUGCAAUCCGCGUGACACGAAAAGCACCCUAGAGUCAAGGUGUUGACCCCCCACACCAUCGCGUCAUAUAUUGAUAGAAAAGGUAAAAAAGGACAAGAAAAGAAGAGAAAAUGCCACAAAAACGAGUAAGAUGUUUAGUACGACAGAGGCGCAAGGAGAGGAGGAGGAAGAAGGCAAGGAGUGUUCCUGCUAGUACGUGGAUUCCAGAGUUUUUCGAGAUUGUUGAGGAAAAUGAAACACAGCACAAAACCAAAGAAGAUGAUGAUUUUGGAGAGAAAGAUUCGGGAUACGAUGAAUGGGAUUUAUCUAUGCCGUGGUUUGGAAUGGACAUCGGGGGGACAUUAACGAAAUUGGUGUACUUUGAACCCAAGGACAUUACACCGGAUGAAUUGGAUCAGGAAGCAGAAAUUCUCCGGAAUAUCCGGCGGUAUCUCACAAAGCAUUCGGCCUAUGGGAAAACAGGACACAGGGAUGCACAUUUGCAGAUGGACAAUGUGGAGAUUCGCGGUAGACGUGGGUCCUUGCACUUUAUUCGCUUUCCCACAUGCGAAAUGGGGAACUUCCUUACGUUGGCAAAAGUUAAGGGUAUGGCACAAUUGGUGACGACGGUGUGCGCAACGGGUGGUGGUGCGUUUAAGUUUGAGAAGGAUUUUAAGGAUGAGGUGAAUAUGAAAUUGGCCAAAUUCGACGAAUUGGAUGCCCUCAUCAAGGGGAUCCUCUUUACGGACAUGCACAAUCUCAAUGAAUGCUACUACUGGGAGAAUGCUUUAGAUAUAACAAAUAGCGAAAAGAAACAGUAUGACUUCUCAACGCCUUAUCCAUUUAUCCUCGUGAACGUUGGCUCUGGCGUUUCGGUGCUUACAGUUCGCGGCCCAGAUGAUUACCGUCGGAUAUCGGGCACAAGCCUCGGUGGUGGUACAUUCUUGGGGCUGUGUUGUCUCCUGACUGGCUGUCAGACCUUCGAGGAGGCCAUUCAGCUGGCCACGGAGGGGGAUCACAAAAAGGUGGAUAAGCUCGUGCGAGACAUCUACGGGGGUGAUUAUGAGCGCUUCGGGCUACCCGGAGAUCUCGUAGCGGCCAGCUUUGGGCAGAUGAAUUCUCGCGAAAGGCGAGCCAGUGUGUCCCGGGAGGACUUGGCCAAUGCCACCCUUGUCACAAUAACCAACAAUAUUGGUUCCAUUGCACGAAUGUGUGCAAGCAAUGAGAAAAUCGACAGGGUUGUCUUCGUUGGUAAUUUCCUACGUGUUAAUCCGAUUUCCAUGAAGCUGCUUUCCUUUGCCAUGGACUACUGGUCCCGGGGUACACUCAAAGCCCUCUUCCUUGAGCACGAGGGCUACUUUGGGGCCGUUGGGUGCCUCUUGCAAUUCAACGGGGAAAUCAUGAGUGGAUGCUACAGCAACGAUAACCACGAGUCUUCGAGUGCAACGGGCUCAGAGGUUGAAUAAAUUUAUAAUGAUGAAAGAAUGGAAUGAAAAAAAAACCCACAUCAACUGAGACUGUGAAUAUUUAAAAAUUCUACAGAGCAGAGGUGAAUGAGAAAACUUUAAAAGUUAAGGCAUAAGAACUUUUUUCCACUAUCUUUAAAAAAUCUUUUUGAUUUUUUUUUCACACCGGCAUGGUUCUUAUUUGUAAAGAAAUUGUUGUCGCGUUGAUUUUGAAUUCUUUUGAAAAAUUCAAAUAAAAUUUUUUUAGCGAAUAUAACGGAUCGAUAACGGACAAUGAGAAAACUAAUAAAAGUUUAGGUAAAAAAAAUAGAGAUAAAAUAGGAAAAUAACUGGAAAGUGUUAAAAUUACAUUGUAUAAUAAUAAAUAAAAUGAGCUCAAAAUAUUAAAA